CAUAUCGAUCCACCGACUCCUUUACCCGUUUCUGAUUUUUCGGCUUCUCCCUCGCUCUCGCUCUCGCUUUCGGUCUCGCGGCGGAUCUCAGGGGGUUGCGUAGAUCUCAGCUCUCUGGCACGGUUGAGGAAAUCUCAAAGUUAGAUUCAGUGGUUUUAGUUGACCUCUCUAGAUCUCUAUAUAUGAACUGACCACACCAUGGAAUUCUUGGGUUCCAUUUUUGAAAUUGGGAAGAAUGCAUUGGAAGCAACUGGAAAAUGGGUUUUAAAUAUCAAUAGCCUUGAUGCAAACAUGAAAAAUCUCAAAAGAAAGAUAGAGUACUUGAGCUGUCAAGAGGAUGAUAUAAAUACAGAACUGAGCAGUGCAGAGCGGUCAUUGAAAAGACGAAAGAAAGAAGUUGAAGUUUGGCUUGGGGAUGUGAAAACGUUAAAAGGUAAUGUGCGAACUUUGCAGAUACUUGAGGAAGAAGUAGUUGGAUGGAAGUAUGUCUUCUCACGUGCACGGUUGGGAAAGCUUGUCAUGGAGAAGAUUCACGAGGUGGAAGAAUUGCAAGUGAAGGGUAGAUUUUCUAAUGGUUUGCUGAUUGAUGCACUGCCAACUAGUUGAUGGUCCAGACCAACAAUGGGAUCUUUUUGUGAAACCACAAGUGAAAGGAACAUGGAGAAAGUUUGGGAAUACUUAAUGGAUGAUGAGGUUAGAACAAUUGGUGUGUUCGGAAUGGGGGGAGUUGGCAAAACAACCAUCAUGAAGCACAUUAACAGUCGACUCUUGAAUGAAACUUGUAACUUUGAUGAUGUUAUUUGGGUCACAGUAUCUAAAGCGUUCAACAUUAGCAAACUACAGAGUGACAUAGCUAAGGCAUUGAAUCUUGAUUUUUCAGAUUACAAGGAUGAAACCAGAAUAGCAACUGAAUUAUACGCAAUCCUUUCUCGAAAGGAGAGGUAUGUGCUCAUCUUAGAUGAUCUAUGGGAAGCAUUUCCUAUGGAGAAGGUGGGUAUUCCUGAACCGGCCAGAUUUAAUGGAUGUAAACUAGUUUUGAGUAUACGAUUCUUUGAAGUGUGUAAAAAAAUGGCGAGCAGACCUGUCAAAGUGGAGCUUCUCACGGAAGAAGAAGCACUAAAUUUAUUUAUGAGUAAGGUUGAAGGUCAGACAGUGCUUAUUCCUGAAGUGAAAGAAAUUGCUAGAAAAGUUGCCAAAGAAUAUCAUAUCAUCCCUAGGAAAGAGCUGAUAGAGUAUUGGAUAUCUGAGGGACUAAUAGCUGAGGCGAACAGUAUAGAAGCAAUGUUCAACACUGGUCAUGCUAUAUUGAAUAAACUCGUAAAUAUCUGCUUGCUGGAGAGUGCGAAGAUACACAGGACAGAAUGUGUGAGGAUGCAUGAUUUGAUCAGAGAUAUGGCUCUCAAAAUAACAAAAACGAGUCCUAGAUUCAUGGAACAAUCUGGUGAGGGAUUAGAAAGAGUAUCAUAUACAAACUGGUCUGAGGAAGUUGAGACGGUUUCCUUAAUGUAUAACACGAUAAAAGAACUUACUUUUAAACCACCCAUUUGCCAUUGGCUCACAACCUUACUAUUGGGACAUAUUCCAUUAAGAAAGAUUUCAGAUUCUUUCUUUACUCCUAUGCAACGUCUUAAGAUACUGGAUUUGUCCAACACCUACAUACAGUAUCUGCCAGAGUCCAUCUCCAACUUAGUGAAUUUACAUGCACUUUUACUAGUGAAUUGUGUGUGCUUAGAGUAUGUGCCAUCACUGGUGAAGCUGAAGGCAUUAAAAGAGUUCAAACUGAAUAGAAGUCUGAUUGGAGAAGUACCCCAAGGUAUGGAAGAAUUGGUUAAUCUUAGAAAUCUCGACCUCUCCUUCAAUAAAAGCCUACAUAUGCUUCCUUGCUGGAACUUAUGCAGACUCUCCCAACAUCAAAUCCUUAGAAUUGAAGGGUCAGGAGCUUUGGUGUCAGCACAAGAGGUCUUUGGCUACUUGACGCAAUUAAAAGUUCUUGGUGCUCAGUUUCUCAAUGUACAGGAGCUUACCAGUUAUGUGACAUCUCAACAAUGCCAAACCUUGGAAAACUACCGCCUUAUAGUGGGAAAUAAUUUUGAAUAUAUAAACAACUCUGUGGGGAAAGAAGUUCAUGCGAUCGGUUUUGACUCUAAACCUUUUGGGAGUGGAGUUGAUUCAUUGGUGCUUCCCAGCAACAUAGAAUACUUUGGGAUUACAAGAUGCGAGGAUCUCAUUAGCUUAUCAGAUAUUCUGUCCUUGAGGGAUGCCGGUCAUUUGAGAAUUUGUCUUGUCCAAUACUGUAAUGGGAUAGAAUCCAUCUUUUCAUCAUCAUCCUUCUCAGAAGAUUGCCAGAUCCCACUAAGAAUUGUUGAGGAAUUACGACUUCUUGAUUUACCCAGAUUUAGGGUACUCUUUGAUGGAGUUGUUCCACCACGCAACAUUUCAUUUAACCUUAAGAAGUUGUACUUCUAUAGAUGUUCCAGUGUUAAGAAUAUUUUUCCUGCCAUGUUGCAGAACUUCCCUAACCUUGAGGAACUAACCGUAUCUGAUUGUGAGAAUGUUGAAGAAAUAAUAGUAGAAGUAGAGAUGAGAUAUCAGAGCCAUCAUCAAGAUGAUAGCAACAUAAUCACACUCCGAAAUUUGAAGAGUUUACGGCUAGGAAAGAUACCAAUACUGAAGAACAUAUAUAAGGGCAUAAUGGUUUGUGAAUCUCUGCAAGAUAUUCUUGUACAUAGUUGUCCCAUAUUAAGGAGACUGCCUCUUUCUUUCCACGUGAAUAGUGGGCAUGCAUCAGCACCUCCCGGUCAGCACGUUAGGGGAGAUGAAGAGUGUUGGGAAUAUCUGCAAUGGGAUGAUCCCCACACCAAAACCACUCUGCAGCCUUUGUUUGUUCCAUUUCACAAGGAGGAUCAAAUAUAA
Messenger RNA from Camellia sinensis, 2913 nucleotides. The record is from RefSeq and is a predicted model, not a curated record. NCBI's taxonomy places the organism in Eukaryota, Viridiplantae, Streptophyta, Magnoliopsida, Ericales, Theaceae.